This is a messenger RNA of Sphaerodactylus townsendi, 1134 nucleotides long. RefSeq names its product transmembrane protein 203 (gene TMEM203). NCBI's taxonomy places the organism in Eukaryota, Metazoa, Chordata, Lepidosauria, Squamata, Sphaerodactylidae. Gene Ontology annotation, biological process: intracellular calcium ion homeostasis. Gene Ontology annotation, cellular component: endoplasmic reticulum. The coding region runs from base 1 to 630 and encodes 209 amino acids. The transcript has a single exon. The record is from RefSeq and is a predicted model, not a curated record.
AUGUGUGCAUGUUGCCGUCCUUCUGCCUUGCCGGGAGGCACUCGUUCAACCUCUCCGUUGCUGCUUCCCGCAGGAACAGCCGCCGGUUGCACAUGCGCAGCAGCGCCCUGCCUCCUUGGACUCACACAGAGACACAGCGUUCUCUUAAGCCAAGCUCGUUCUGGCCCAGCCUGCUCUUUGCAGGACGGGGGAAGUUCCCCCCACACCCCCAGCGGCGUGAUGCUGUUUUCUCUGCGGGAGCUGGUGCAGUGGCUGGGCUUUGCGCCCUUCGAGCUGCUCCUGCAGGCUCUGGCGCUCCUGGCGGCCUCCGUCCUGCUUGUGCUGAAGGUGGACGGGGUGGCGACCGGACUGAGCUGGUGGGGGGUCUUUGCUCCUUUCUUCGCCGCCGAUGGACUGAGCACCUAUUUCACUACCAUCGUCUCAGUGCGCCUCUUCCAGGAUGGCGAGAAGCGCCUGGCGGUGUUGCGCCUAUUCUGGAUCCUCACUUUGCUCAGCCUCAAGUUUGUCUUUGAGAUGCUUCUCUGCCAGAAGCUAGGUGAGCAGAGCCAUGAAUUGUGGUACGGACUUAUCAUGGCACCCGUCUUCAUCCUCCUCCAGCUUCUCAUGAUCCGGGCCUGCAGGGUCAACUAGAUGCCAUCCUGGGUCCUUUUGGUGCUGCAGAGACUUUUACUACGCCACUCACGAAGGGUACUAUGUCUUGCCUAAAAUGACUGUACAAGGAUGCUGCCUUGCCAAUGAUUAGCUGACUGCCAGAUUGCAUUCAAGAUCGACUUGCGGUUAACUGAAUACUUAAGCUCUUUCGCUGGCAACAAAACAAAGACCUCGGCUUUCGUACACAUCAUGUCAAUGUCUCUUUCAUGGCCAUUCCUUGUGGUUAACUGCCUCUCGCUGGUGUUCCAUUUGCUGAAAAUCAUUUGAUUUUCUGCCUUGACACAGAAGAAAGAGGAACAACAACAAAACUCUGGUUCUGCACUAACAAGAUGUUUUUACACUGAUGUCAUAUAUGGAUGAAAAGUGGGCUCAUUAUAGUGUUAUUAUUGGGUGUUUCACCUGUCUCCAAUCUCUGGAAUACCUUCAGUCUUGACUAAAGUCUGAUUGCAUUGGUUAUUUAUGAAUAAAUAUAUAAUGCAUAUA